CUUCCAUUAAACCCUUUUUCUCUUCUCACUUUCUCUCUCACUCUUCUCUCACACUCACAUAACCUUGCAAUCUGUAGCACUGCAGAGGCCACCCCACCAUACCACCAAAGCAAAGCUUUUUCAUUUAUCAAACCCUUUGUGUUUACCAUCCCAAAAAAAUCUUGCUUUGUCACUGAAUGGCCAUAUCUUAGGCAAAUGUUUUGUUGUAACAAAAAUAAAAAAAUAAAAAUAAAAAUGAAAAAAUGGACAUAGAGAAACCCCAUCGUACCACAAGUAGCAAUAGCAGCAGCAAAAGUGAGCUCUUUGUUUGCUUCACUUCACGUUUGUCUUCUUCAUCCAUGAAGCUCUCUUCCAAGUCCAUUCUCAGCCCAAGCCGCAGUAGAGACCCUCCUCAGAUUUCUCUCUCAUCUUCCUUAAGCAGGAGGCUCAAGAGUAAUGGUAGCAUGAAAGGAGGCCAAGCUUCUCCAAUGUUCCCAACUGGGGGCAAGAGAAGAGGGUGUGGUUUUGAGAAUCCUGAACCUUCAUCCCCCAAAGUAACAUGUAUUGGACAAGUGAGGGUGAAAACCAAGAAGCAAGGGAAGAAGAUGAGGGCAAGAUCAAAGAGAAGAGGAGGAGGAGAAGCAAGCUUCAGGAAAACAACAGAACAAAAUUUUCAGCACAGGAAUCAGAGAUGGGUUCAUCUCCCUUUGACAAUUUGUGAAGCCUUGAGAGAAUUCAGUUGCUUCUUUCCUUGCCGUUCCUCUUGCAUGUCAAGUGAGAGGGAGAAAGAGAAGUCUGCAAGAGGAGGAGGAGUAGGAUCUGGUGGUGGAGAUGGAAGAGAGGGUUCUUGUGGGGCUGCAUUUGCAAAAUGGGUGGUGGCUAUGCAAGAAGGGGAAGGGAAGGGAAGAGGGAUUGAGCUUGUAAUGGGUGAAGAAGAAGAAGAAGAUGAUGAUGAUGAUGAUGAUGAUGAUAAUGAUGGAAGACAUAAUGCUGAGAGAAGCCACAGCCAGAGAAGGCAUGUGUUUGAAGACAUUGAUAUUGAUGUAGUUGAAGGGAAGAAACAUGAGGAGUUUGUAGGAGGAGGAGAAGAGGAAGAGAAAGCAAGAGUUAGCAUUUGCAUCCCACCAAAGAAUGCUCUUUUGUUGAUGAGGUGCAGAUCUGAUCCUGUCAAAAUGGCUGCUCUUGCUAACAGGUUCUGGGAAUCACCUGUUCAGAAGCACCAUGAAGACUUUGAAGAAGAAGAUAAUGAUGAUGAGGAUACUGUAGAUGAGGAAGAGGAACAAGAAGAAGAAGGAGGAGGAGGAAGUGAUGAAGACCAACAUAUUGAAAUGGAGGAAGAUGAAGAACAAGAACAAGAAGUGGAAGGAGGAGAAAUCAAAGAAGAUAGCAUUUGUGAUUUUGUGGCCAGAGAAGAAGAAGAAGCAGAACCAGAAGUGAAGGAAAGUUCCGAAAUUGAAAGCAAUGAAGUUACUGAAGCAAAUCAAAUUACAAAUGAGAAAGACAAAGAAGAAGAUGAAGGAAAUGGAGAUGCCAAUGCCAAUCAUCAAGAUGAAACCUUUUCAUGUGUUUCACUCCCUGAAGCUCAUGCAGAUCUCGAUAAACCAGAAACCCAAGAAGAGGGUCAUCUCCAAGGGGGAAAAGAGAAAAAAGAAAACAACGAAAGCUCUGAACUUUCUUCCACCCCUUCAACGUUCAUAGCUUCAGAGCCACAAAACGACGACGUAGCAAAAGCAGAAGCAGAAGCUGCAGCAACAGCUGAAACUUCAGCAGAAGGGUCAAACGUUGAGGAAGAAGAGAAAGGGACUGAAGCUCAAGAGACAGAUCCGACCCACGAAGGAUCCGACCCGGAUCCGCAGUCAAAGGAGCGAGAAAACGAGUCAAAGGAAGAGAGAGAAAGACAGAGGUUGCCGGAGUGCUUGUUGCUGAUGAUGUGCGAGCCGAAGCUGUCAAUGGAGGUAUCCAAGGAGACAUGGGUAUGCAGCACCGACUUCAUACGGUGGUUGCCGGAGAGACCCGCCGGAAAAACAAACGUUGCCGGUGGUGCGAAAAGGGUCAUCGCUGACUCCUCCUCCAAGUUGAAGCCGAAGCUUAAGCCAUCGCUUCCGCCACACCAGCCUCUGAUGCAGCCGCCGAGAUCUUCGUGUUCGUUCCCGGCGGCGGGUGGUCCCGCCGGAAUGUCGAUGGCGACGAUGAUAGAGCAGAAGCUGGUGGGGUCCAAAUCCAAUAAUGGGUACGAGCCGUUCCUCACGCGCUGCAAAUCGGAGCCGAUGAGGUCUUCGUCGAAGCUCGCCGCCGAGGCUUGUUUCUGGAACAACCGGAAGCUCGAGCCUCACCCUCCUCCGGCGCCGGCGCCUGCUGGGGUUGGAUUUUGAUUAUUUUUUUAUUUUUAAUCUCAAAUUUUCCUUUUUUUCUUUUUAAUGACAGAAUAAUUAAGUGUUGUUAUUAUCUGUAGACUAUUACUAAACCUUUGGGCAGCUUUGGUAAGU
Messenger RNA from Gastrolobium bilobum, 2465 nucleotides. RefSeq lists its product as uncharacterized. The transcript is spliced from 3 exons. Bases 243 to 2351 code for a protein of 702 amino acids. Lineage: Eukaryota; Viridiplantae; Streptophyta; Magnoliopsida; Fabales; Fabaceae. The record is from RefSeq and is a predicted model, not a curated record.